AUUGCUUUAUACUUUUUGUUUGUUUCAGGUAUGCUGGUCACAAUUCUAGGGAACAGUGUGGUCAUUAUCUCCAUUGCUCACAUAAAACAGCUCCACACGCCAACUAACAUGCUUAUAAUGUCUUUGGCAGUUGCAGACCUGCUGCUUGGAGUGACUGUGAUGCAUUUUAACACAUUGAUAGCCUUUUUCUUUCCAUGCUCUGUAAUGGUGGGUUUGUAUACCAAAAUACUUUUGGUGGCAAAAGAACAUCUAAGGAAGAUUGACGACAGCCAAAAGAAUUCCAAUGAGCGAGAUAAAGGUGUGGUGUCUCAACGGUCAGAGCGAAAAGCAGCUAAAACUUUAGGCAUUGUGGUGGGUGUUUUCAUCUUUUGCUGGCUGCCUUUCUUUCACACCACCUAUUCUCUCUUUGAAGUGUUUAUCUGGCUGGGUUACUUUAAUUCUACUGCAAAUCCAAUCAUCUAUGCACUGUUUUAUCCUUGGUUUCGAAAAUGUCUUAAUCUCAUUGUCACAUUGAAAAUAUUCAAUAGAAAUUCUUCCUAUAUAAAUGUAUUUGCUACUACAUGA
Molecule: messenger RNA, 564 nt
Organism: Salmo salar (Atlantic salmon)
Lineage: Eukaryota; Metazoa; Chordata; Actinopteri; Salmoniformes; Salmonidae
Product: trace amine-associated receptor 13c-like
Biological process (GO): G protein-coupled receptor signaling pathway
Cellular component (GO): membrane
Molecular function (GO): trace-amine receptor activity
Source: RefSeq, a predicted model, not a curated record